GUGCGAUGCGACACCCAUCGUCUUCUCCUUCCUUUCUUUGUUCGAGGGCUCCGUCCUCUGGAGUCUGCGUCUCCGAAUCCGCAAAGUGUUUUGAGUGCGAGAUUUUAGUUUUUAGCAAGUUGCAAGCCGCGGUCUCAAAUAUUGGGGACAGUGCUCGCCCUUCCUAGAAUCCGGACCCGACUGGGCCUCAGCUCGAUAGGAUGGAUGGAUGGGAGGGGAGGGCCCCGAGGGGACCUAUUUCGAAGACCGGCUUGACCGUCGUCUCCGAACCCGAUAAACCGUCUCUUGACAUCGUUUUUAUACAUGGAUUCACCGGCCACCCCGAACGAACAUGGGCUUCCAAGAACGCCAAUCCCCGACAGAGCAGCGACGAUGACAUGUUACCUGCUCAAUACGUUGAGCCUCCUUCCAAAAGACAAAGAACCCUCAAUCCCUUCUCAAGUUCUCGCCUCAACAGCAGGGGGGACUCUGUCCCUCAUACCUACUGGCCGCGCGAUUUGGUUCCACAAACGGUACCCUUCGCGCGAGUCCUGACAUACGGCUAUGACACACAUAUCAGACAUUGGGCAGGGCCUCCUGUAAACAAGAGUACCAUAUACGACAUCUCAGAGAAUCUCCUGGUCGCGCUGGAGUCUGAACGUCGACUGGAACCGUCAAGGCCGGUAUUGUUUGUGGCACAUAGUCUCGGAGGCAUCGUCGUCAAGGAGAUGCUUCGGCAGUCGAGAGGCUGCCACUCGGUCCGGGCUGACCUUCACGCUGUCUUCAAGUCCACCGUCGGUAUCAUAUUCUUCGGUACCCCACACGCAGGCGCUGAUCCCGGCGGCUUUCUCAAGCGCAUUGCCAAGAACGUAUUGAAAGCUGUUGGGUUUUCUGUCAACGAGCAGAUUCUCAGCGCGCUGUUGCCAGAUUCGGAACGUCUUAAGGAGCUGAAGCAAGAAUUCGGUCCCAUGGCCCAAGAACAGAAUUGGAUCAUACACUCCUUCCGGGAGCAAUUUGGCCUUGCAGUUCUCAAUAACCAAAAGGUUGUGGAUGAUACCUCGUCUUAUCUCAAUAUCCGGGGCAUCGAGACAACCGAACAAAUUGGACGGAACCACAUGGAAAUGUGUCGCUUCACGGGCCUCGACGACGUUGAAUACAAAAAGGUGGCCGGUGCUCUGCUUAGGAUUACGACCACGACGUCCAAUCAGCCUACGACAAUAGGGCCAGCGCCGCUGAGUAAAGAGCAGAUACAAGUGCUGCUGGACUCAUUGAGGUUCGACCAAAUCGAUGCUCGCCAGACGAAUAUCAGAAAGGCACACGCCCAGACAUGUGAAUGGCUGCUGACAACAUCCCAAUAUCUCGACUGGCUUGAUCCUAGCAAGCGUGACCAACAUCACGGCUUCUUAUGGAUCAAAGGAAAACCUGGGGCUGGGAAGUCGACGCUGAUGAAAUUCGCCUAUGCGAACGCCUUUGACAAGGCCAAGAACAAGACGCCUGCCGAGGUUGUCAUCUCCUUCUUUUUCAACGCGCGAGGAAGCGAGCUGGAGAAGUCGACUGUUGGCAUGUACCGAUCAUUACUGCUGCAACUUCUUGAAGGGCUCUCAGAACGUGGAAGCGUGUUUAAGACCGUCGGAUUGCGGACCUUGAACGGCGAAGGCCACCAAUGGGGCAUCGAAGCCCUGAAAGUCUUGUUCGAGGAAGUCGUACGGGGACUCGGAGACUUGCCUGUCACCUGCUUCGUUGACGCUUUGGAUGAAUGUGAGGAGGCUCAAGUCCGCGACAUGAUCUCCCUCUUCGAAGAAAUUGGCGAAAUGACGACCAACGCAAAUCCACCCAUCAACUUCAGCGUUUGCUUUUCCAGUAGGCAUUACCCCUACAUCACCAUCAAAAGAGGCCUCGACUUGGCCCUUGAAGAGGAACACGAACACGGCAGGGAUAUCGCCAGGUAUCUGAACAGCAAGUUGAAGAUUGGCCACAGCAAACUCGCCGAGCAAAUCCGAGCCGACGUCCAACAGAAGGCCUCCGGGGUCUUCUUCUGGGUUGUGCUGGUGACGGAGAUUCUGAACAAAGAACAUGACCGCGGCCGUAUCCAUGGUCUUCGACAGAGGCUCCGAGAUAUCCCGGGAAACUUACAUGAGCUUUUCCGCGACAUCCUGACGCGCGAUCGCCACAACAGAGGCGAACUCCUCUUGUGUGUUCAGUGGGUCCUCUUUGCAAGACAGCCAUUGAAGCCAGAGCAGCUCUACUUUGCCAUCCUUUCCGGUGUCAACCCUGAAGCUCUCUCUGAGUUCGAUCCCGGAGAGAUCACAACAGCUGUCACGAAAAGAUUCAUCCUCAGCUCGUCCAAGGGGCUCGCCGAGGUCACCAAGUCAAAAAGCCCCACAGUUCAGUUCAUCCAUGAAUCGGUCAGAGACUUUCUUCUCAAAGAAGACGGGUUGAGGGAGGUUUGGUCUGACCUCGGAGGGAAUUUUGAAGGAGCCAGCCACGAGCGACUGAAACAAUGCUGCCUCACUUACAUGCGCAUCGACGUCGCCACGUCUCUCGAAAUCGCCGACUCUCUCCCCACGGCGAAAACCGAGGAAGCCGCCAAACUUCGCCAGUCUGCAAAUGAAAAGUUUCCGUUCCUAGAGUAUGCUACGCGGAAUGCCUUGUACCACGGAGAUGCAGCGGAAGCGGGCGGCAUCAGACAGGCGGCCUUCCUCCGAAGUUUCCAGCUUGCGGACUGGAUUAAACUCAACAACUUGUUUGAACGACACGAGAACCGGCGGCACACUGCGAACGCAAGCCUCCUCUACAUAUUGUCCGAGAGAGACAUGGCAGCCCUCAUCAAAGUUCACCCCUCGAACCUGUCCUUUUUUAAGGAAGAAGACGAGCGAUAUGGGACACCAUUCUUUGCAGCGCUUGCUACCGGUAGUGAUAAAGCAGUCGAGUCAUUUGUCACAAUAUGUUCAGAAACGCAACCACAGUCAUCUCUGCGGCGCCAACUUUGCAAUCAAUUGCUCGAAAACAGAAAGAAAACCCUAACCAUCGGCCGCCAGUUCACCUUCUCGCGGAAUAAAGGGGCCCUCUCCUAUAUCCUGGAACAAGAAGACGAGGCUUUGCUCGCUUGUUUUGUUCUGUCGGAUCAGCCGGAUCAGCCGGAGACGAAGGCCCGCAGAGGACAGGCACUGCUGGGUGCCGUCAAGAGAAAUUACGAGGCCAUUGUACAUCUACUCCUCCAGACGGGCCAGGUCGAUGUCGAUUCGAAGGAUAACAAUGGCUGGACACCACUAUCGUGGGCCGCUGCGAACGGGCACGAGGCCGUUGUAUGCCUUUUGAAAUCCUACAGUGAUUGAACUUUGUAGUGAGAUAUCGUUUACAUACCUCUUCCCGAUUUGGUAUAUAUUGCUAGACUUUGUCAUUAUAUCCUUCCCCCGUAAUCGGCUGCAUACUAUCCCGAUUCUCAUAUGCAACCUUUGCUAUCUAUCUAGCGAGUCCUAUUGCGUAGAUACGUUGAUUUGGUGAUGCGCAAUACUAAGGGCGUACGGAAGCUAGAGCACUUCCGAUCCGACGCCAGACUGU
This is a messenger RNA of Chaetomium fimeti, 3540 nucleotides long. RefSeq lists its product as uncharacterized. The transcript is spliced from 4 exons. Lineage: Eukaryota; Fungi; Ascomycota; Sordariomycetes; Sordariales; Chaetomiaceae. The coding region runs from base 201 to 3314 and encodes 1037 amino acids. The record is from RefSeq and is a predicted model, not a curated record. Gene Ontology annotation, molecular function: protein binding.